Molecule: messenger RNA, 667 nt
Organism: Phalaenopsis equestris
Lineage: Eukaryota; Viridiplantae; Streptophyta; Magnoliopsida; Asparagales; Orchidaceae
Product: auxin-repressed 12.5 kDa protein-like
Exons: 3
Coding region: 87-467 (126 amino acids)
Source: RefSeq, a predicted model, not a curated record
CUCACCAACCCGAAAUCAUAAACCCUAAAGCCAAAAUACAGAACUCAAGACUGUAAUUCACAGCGAGAGAUAGACAGGGAGCGAAAAUGGUUCUUCUUGAUAAGCUCUGGGACGACGUUCUCGCCGGGCCUCACCCUGAAAAAGGCCUCGGUAAGCUCCGAGGAAAGAUGUCCUCCAAACCCUUAGUCAUCAACCCCCCAGGUGGAGAAGGGGAGAGCAGCGGGAAGGUUUACCAGCGAUCGUCGUCGUUGCCGGCGACACCGACGACGCCGAUCACGCCGGUGACGCCCGUAUCUCCUGCGACUUCAACGGCGAAGAAAGCUAAUGUUUGGCGAAGCGUCUUCCACCCUGGAAGCAAUAUUAACACCAAGGCGCUCGGAUCAGAUCUGUUCGAUAAACCGCAACCCAAUUCUCCCACUGUUUAUGACUGGAUGUAUAGUGGUGAGACAAGGAGCAAGCACAGGUGAAGUGAAGGAAUUUUACAGUUUGGUCUGAGAAGAGUGAAGAAAUGUCUUUGGAGAGCAAAGCAUCUUGUAAAUAGAAGAAGCUGUUGUGUUUGGUCUUUAAGCAUAUGCUGCUGCCUGGUUAAUAUUUGGAGUGUUUUGGAGGGUUUGUAAUGUAAAUAUUUGUUUUAUCGGUAAUAAUAUAAGAAGAAAUUAUGGGUGAA